This is a messenger RNA of Ascoidea rubescens DSM 1968, 1137 nucleotides long. RefSeq names its product GET complex subunit GET2 (gene GET2). The coding region runs from base 1 to 1137 and encodes 378 amino acids. The transcript has 2 exons. The record is from RefSeq and is a predicted model, not a curated record. Gene Ontology annotation, biological process: retrograde vesicle-mediated transport, Golgi to endoplasmic reticulum. Lineage: Eukaryota; Fungi; Ascomycota; Saccharomycetes; Ascoideales; Ascoideaceae.
AUGUCUACUUUGAGCGAGGCAGAAAAGCGCAAGUUAUUGAGAGAGAGACGUGCUGCUAAAUUGAAGAAUCAGGGCUCUUCCCGUCUCCAGAAAAUUACAAACUCAAACUCCUCUUUCCAGCCAACUGCUACUAAACCUGUAGCUAAUUCUCAUCUCCAAGAAGCCCAGAUCAAGGACAAUGCUAAUAACAUUGCUAAUUCUAAUGCCAAUGCUUCCAAUACUAAAAGUGAUAAUGACACUUCCAAUAUUACAAAUGAAAACGAGAACGAAAAACGGUCAAAUCUCAAGUCUUCAUCCCUAGCAAAUUCAGCAAUCAAUGAAGACAAAAUUGAUGAGUUGUCGAUCGAUCAAUCUUCUAGUUUUAAAUCCUUUUCUGACAAUUCCAAUGCUUUCAACAGGAGAACUAAAAUGAGCAGAAUCUCAAUGAUGUUAAAUGAACCUCCAAAUCUUGAAGAAUAUGAUGAUCAUGAACACGAUCAUGAACACGAUCUGGAUCCACAAGAUCAGGAUAUCGACACUUUGAACUUUAAUGGAAGCAGUAUUGACGUUACUGAUUUGGAAAUUGAUAAAUUGUCAAAAAUUUUUGUUGAUUCUAUAAACAAAAGUCAGUUUUCAAAUGGUAAUGACCAAGAUGGUACCUUUAAUCCUUCAAUGAAUGAUUUUGUCAAGGAAAUGUUCGGAAAUGAUGAAUUUGAAGGAAUUUUAAGCAAUUUCAACCGUCAAAAUUUUAAUCAAGGAAACACUAAUAAUAAUAAUAAUUUUCCACCUGGUCAUGGCCAGGAAGUAUUAAAAUACAACAAGUAUUUAACUCACCAAUUUAAGGCAAAAUUCACCUUAUUCAAAUUUAUUAUUUUAUUGAUUGCUGUCAUUUACAGUUUUUCUCAACAUGAGACUUAUUCAUCAUUAGAUAAAAUUGCCAGAAUAGAAGAUUAUCCUAAAACAACAUUUUAUUAUUUCUUCUUAAUCUUUGAAUUUUUUUCCUCAUUAUUUUUUUAUUUGCUCUAUAAUUUCCAUUUUUUCAAAUUUGACUACAUUUUUGAUUCAAUUAUUGCUCAAUAUUGUGAAAUGAUUGGAUUUAUUGUUAAUGACUUGGCAUUUGUGGUUGUCAUAUUUGGCUUGCUCUCUUAUUUUAAUUAA